AUGGGCCUUCUCCCCCUCAGCUACCGCCGUCCGGUUUACGUCAACAGUGUUUCCGUCAACGGGAGCUCUUCUGAUGUCUCGGACAGCGGUGAUGAAAAGGGUAGCACCACUUCUUCCUCCCUCAAGUCCGGCAAGUCUACCACUCCGGCUGGUAUUCCCGAAUCCCUAGCCUUUGACAAGAUCAUCAACGGCGGCACGUGUCCUCCUUGCACUGUCCGCGACUUCAUGAACUACCUCAUCUACAUUGAACUCGCGGCCGAGAACCUGCAGUUCUUCCUCUGGCACCGAGACUACACCAACCGCUUUCAGGAGGCCAAGACCACCGACCUCGCACUCGCCCCGGAAUGGACUUCGACUCAGGAAAACGAAAUUCUUCAACAAUUGUUCAAGGAGAAGUCGGAGCGUAUGCGCAAGAAGCCAGGCCAGGAAAUCUUCAAGGGUACCGACUUUGAAAAGAAGGGCCCCGUGGCCGCCGUUAUUGACGAUGGCAACCCUUUCUCGACCCCGCCCCGUACCCCGAACGACCAGGAGUCUGUCUACACGGGCUCCAACGGCGUGUCGAACGCCGACUCCUACCGGUCACAGGCCAGCGAGGCUUUCGCAGCCGUGGGUGCCAAGCAGCCGUUCACUAUCCAACCCUUCCGCGAAGAGAUUGACCGUGUUGUUGCUACUUACAUCAUGGACGGAUCGCCUCGUCAGCUAAACCUGUCCGCCAAGGAUCGUGAUGCUACCCUUCACGCCCUGGCAAACACCACCCAUCCCUCGGCCUGCCGCAUCGCCCUCAAGGUCGUUGAGGACUCGCUGCGCAAGCAAGCUCACCCCAACUUCAUUCGCUGGUCGAUCUGCAACGGCAACCCCGCCCGCGUGUUUUUCGCUCGCGCCCUCGGUGUCAGUCUUAUUGCUAUCGCCUUCGUCGUCGCCAUCUUGAUCACUCUCAGCCGGGCAGGCCGCGGCUGGCGCGCUCUGGCAGCCAUCGGCUGGGUUUUGGGUAUCUCAACCCUCGUCGCCGCCUACAAGGGCAUGUGCGUCGUCCUGCACGGCAUGCAUCACCGCCACGUCCGCCCCUGGGAGUUGUUCGUCGACGAGGAAAGCGAAGAAGAGAGGCGGAAGACCUCAUUCGAGUCGAUCGGAUCCUCCAAUAGCUUUGAGUCGGAACCGUGGAUUGUCAAGUACGAGAAGCGCAAUGUCAUCCGCAAGAUCUUCGACCGCGAGGUUUGGAUCGAGGAGCCUGCACUCCGCACCAUCCAGGACACUAUCUUUCUCCAGGCCAUGCUUUGUGCCCUGUUGAUCGGUGGCAUCUUGACUGCUAUCUUCGUGGCCAUUCCUCACCGCGGAUACUUCUAG
Molecule: messenger RNA, 1344 nt
Organism: Colletotrichum karsti
Lineage: Eukaryota; Fungi; Ascomycota; Sordariomycetes; Glomerellales; Glomerellaceae
Exons: 3
Coding region: 1-1344 (447 amino acids)
Source: RefSeq, a predicted model, not a curated record